Siniperca chuatsi (mandarin fish) is the source of this 5155-nucleotide messenger RNA. RefSeq names its product cingulin b (gene cgnb). The record is from RefSeq and is a predicted model, not a curated record. The transcript is spliced from 21 exons. NCBI's taxonomy places the organism in Eukaryota, Metazoa, Chordata, Actinopteri, Centrarchiformes, Sinipercidae. Gene Ontology annotation, cellular component: myosin complex. Bases 229 to 3846 code for a protein of 1205 amino acids.
CCAAUGAAGUCGGUCCUGAGGCGGGACGAUGGCUAUCAGAUGUGCUGGCAACAGGUUGCACUGGCAGCGGGGGACAAUUUCCUGAUGUCCUUAGUUCAUUGACUAACAUCUUCUCAUCCCACUUACACUGUACAGAGCUGCUGCUGUAAAGACUGACACAGGAGCGAGGACUAUUUCGGGAUUUGGACCAUCUUUGCAGGCUGCUUGCACAGAAACCAGGAAGUCAACAUGAGCACUCUCUCCACUGACAGGAAGCCUCUUGUGGAUUACGGCGUUCAGAUCCGCUUCAUCAAGGACCUCGAUGACACAGGUGGAGGUUAUCCUGAUAAAAAUAAAGGAAGCAACAGUGCAACUCCUCCUUCCAAUAAGUAUGGGGUGGCAGUGCGGGUUCAGGGAAUCUCUGGACAGCCAUAUGUGGUCCUGAAAGAUGGCGAGAAAGGUGACUCUUACGGAGUUCAGCUAAACACUCCCACCCCCAGCUCAGGGCCACCUUCACCUUGCAACAGCCUCCCCAAAAUUUAUAAAGAACCAGCAGAAUUAACAAACCCCUAUAGUCCUGCUGUAAAUUCACCUCGCUCCCCUGUUUCUGCUGAUGAGGAUGGGGAGAUUUUUGGGAGCCCUCUUAAAAGACCUCCAGGGGACGGUCAAGCAGGAACCCAAGGGGAGGAGGAGGGUGGAGCUGGCAGAGAAGGGCAUGUAGGGAGAUCGAAAGCUGAACCCAAACUCAAAGCAACAGCCAGUGAAGCAGAGAAAAACAGAGAUUGGACCAGUAAAGAUGAGUAUAAUGAAGCAGGGCUGAAACCUGUCAAAUUAAAUGUUGUGGGACCCAGAAAGGUCACGCAAACUGGCUCUGGUUUCACCGGCUCUUUGGGGCGAUACAGUGGGAAAAAACAGACUACAUCUUCCCCUUCAGAGACGCUCCCAGAACCUCCAGCAUCAACCGGUGAGGAGCCUGUCCCAACAAUCGAUACCAACUCCCUGGCUCCCAUCAACAAGCUCAUCAGUAAGUUCAACAGUGGAACGCCUGGCAGCGCCCCACAGACGAGAGGCCGCUCCGGAGCGAGGCAGCGGCUCAGGUUUGACGAGCGCAGGCGGUCCAGAAGUCUUGAUGCUAGAAAAGAUAUUCAGCCUGAGGUUUCCCUUCCCUCUCCUAGCUCUCCGACUCUGAAUCCCUACGCUGUUCCUUUGUCUACCUCUUCCAAUUUGUUGACGUCAUUUGCCCCAGCAAGCGGUAGCCUCGGAAGGAGCCCUGCAUCUGUUUCCAAGGUGACAGCACUCGAGGCCCCCUAUCCGAGCUUUAAGUCACCAGGGAAGUUUGUUGCCAAGGCCACCACUCCGGCUGUAGCAAAAAAGCCUGAGAUACCUCCGAGGAGCCAAACGAGUCAGAGCACAGAGGUCAUCAGUGAGGAGGAAGCUCAAGUUAAGCAAACUAUUUACAACACCCUUAAAGAUGGCACCAGUGAGAGCGAGGGAUCCCUCAAAAGAAAGGUCAACCUUGUCUAUGAGACAACCGGCAGUUAUAAGAAGGAAGGAUCUGAUGUGAGCUUCAAAAAGAGGAACCUCGAGGAGCUUCAGGAGCAACUCAAUCGCUGCAAGAAAGAACUGCAGCAGGCCCAUGAUGAACUGGCUGAGGAGCGUAUGGCCAGAGAGGGGGCGGAGUCUCGUCUGCGCCUACAGGAAGAUCAGCUGGCUGAGCUUCAAGAGGAGCUGAGGAGGGUUUCAGAAAACUCACCUCACUCAGACUCACUGCAGACGGAUGUGAUGAUUCUGCAGGCCGAGCUGGCGGAGGCUGCCAUGUUACAUCAGCGCCAGGAGGAGAUUCUACACCAGCGGGAGCGGGAGCUGACGGCCCUGAAGGGGGCGCUAAAGGAGGAGGUGGAGUGCCAUGACAGAGAGAUGGAGGAUCUGAGGGAGCAGUACAGCCAGGACAUGGAGAACCUGAGAAGAACCAUGGAGCAGGUCACACAGUCGCAGGAGCAGAUAGAAGAGGAGAGGGAGAGGGUGAACGCCUCCAUGUUGUUCCUGGAGGUAGAACUGGAGAGCUGCAGAGAUCAGGGAGAGCAGUGGAAGACGCAGCUGGAGGCCACCACACAGGAGAGCGGGGAGCACAUCUACAGUCAAAUGCUGCUGAAAUCCCGUUUGGAGAAGGAAGAAUUUGAGGGCGAGCUGAAGGAUCUUCAGGAUUCACUGCUCACCAUGAAGAAACAAAUGCCUGCAUCUGAUGAUAACCGUGCUUCAGCAGAGGAGCUUCAGCGUUGCCAUGAUGAUCUGAAGCGGGCUCGCACCGAUCUGGACAAACAAAAGGGCGAGUUAGACGAGAAGAGGGAGGCACUUCAAGCCCUGAAGAAAGCGAGUGGAGAGAAAGAGGCUGAGCUUCUGUCUGAGAUCAGCAGGUUGAAGGAGCAGUCGCAGAAAGACAAAGUCCACCUGGAAGAGGCACUCGAGAAGGCAAAGGAGUCGUCAGCUGGGUCUUUGGGAAACACUGUGGUGGACCACGGCACCAGCCUGGAGCUCCAGGAAGCAAACACUCGCCUCAGAGAGAGGCUGGCCCGCAUGACUAGGUUUCACUCCAGCGUGCCCCGGAGCUCAGAGGCCGAGGAGGCGGUGGAAGCUCUGGAAGAUGAGAACCGCUCCCUGAAGUCUCAGCUGGAGGAGGCCAAGAGAGGAACCACCCGCCUGAGUAAGGAGAGGGACGAGCUGACCCGGCGGCUGGAGGAGAGAGACCUGGAGAGGGAGGCACUGAGGAGGGGCAAGAGUGACCUGGAGGAGCAGAAGAGGCUGCUGGACCGAGCCCUGGAGAAGAUUAACAAAGAGAUGGAGGUGAUGAUGGGAGAUUCCCGUCAGUCGGUGGCCGCCCUGCAAACACAACUUGACGACUACAGGGAGCGCUCGAGGAAGGACCUGCAAGAAGCCCAGCGCAACAGCAAGGACAGGCUGGCAGAGCUGCAGAGGGCUCAGAGUAACCUCAAGGCCCAGCAAGAAGAGGUUUCCCGUCUGAAGAAGGAGCUGCUGGUGUGCAGUGAGGAGAGAGACAGCGCCCAGCUGGAGAGAGACCUCCUCAACAACCGUCUCAAACACUUAGAGAGCGAACUAGAAUCAGAGAAGAGCACCUACACUGACCGCACCAGGGAGAUCAGGGGCCUGGAGGAUAAAAUCAAGACACUGGAGAUCGAACUGGAUGAGGAGAGGAGCAGCGUGGAGCUUCUGAACGACCGCAUCACACGUAGCAGAGAUCAGGUGGACCAGCUUCGUUCAGAGCUGAUGCAGGAGCGUUCAGCGAGACAUGACCUGGAAAUGGACAAGAGCGCACUUGAGAGACAGCUGAAGGAGUUGAGGUCUCGUGUGGCAGACAUGGAGGGACAGACUCGGCCCCCAGCUGGACUCACCCUGCUAGAAAACAAAAUUCAAGAGUUGGAGGAGAGACUACACAGUGAAGAAAGAGAGAAGGCCAGCAUCCAGGCUUCUCAGCGACGAAUGGAGAGGAAACUAAAGGAGCUAAACGCCACGUUAGACCAGGAGAGAAGCCAACAUGUUGAGCAGAGAGAUCAGUUAUUUCUGCGCGUGAAGGCCUUGAAACGGCAGGUGGACGAGAGCGAGGGAGAGGUGGAGCGCUUGGAGGGAGUCCGCCGGAAGGUUCUCAGAGACCUGGAGGAGCAGCAGGAGCUCCAGGAAGCACUGCAUGCCAAAGUCACAGCCCUGGAGAAUGAACUAAAGCGGAAGUCACAGCAGACACAUCGUGCAGCUCUGGGCUCCUCCACUUUGAGCUCUGAGGAUGAGGACGGUUUCUAUGACACCAACAUCACCUCCAUCCUGAAUGAGAGCCAUCUACAGACCUCCAACUGCUAAAGGAAAAUGGCGGCAUGAAUAAAAAGACCUAUAAAAAGAUUUUUUUUUUCUACAGUGCAAACACUUGUAAGAUUGUGUCAGAGAAAGGUACUCACUCAGAGUAUCAAGGACUCGCUCAUGUGAAGAACUUGGUUGCCAUGCACUACAAAUUUGCCUUGCAGUUGUUCCUGGUUUUAUUUUUAGUACAGCAGUCCAACAGAGACAGGUUGUCAGGAUAAUUAGAUUUCAUUGUUUUGAGCCUUCAGCUGUGACUGCUUCAGUACUGUCAUGUUUUAUCUGUCUUGAGAUCUUUUCUUUUUCUGUUAUGUUGAAAAGAAAAAUUACACUUACGUAGAAAUACAAGGUUUUACUUCUUGUACUUCAACUUGAAUCAUGAUUUCAGAAAAGCUCUUUGCUGUGUGUUCUCUGUAUUGACUAUAUUUACUGUACUCUACUGUGGUAACACAUUACUGUGGCAUGGUUUAUGUUCAGAGGUCAUACAGUGGACUUGAAAAUUCAAACCACUUUAAAAUAACUUAGAUAAAUUUUCCUAAUUGUUCCAGUCUGAUAUCUGUUUGCUUUUGCAUGAUAAGUUACAUCUGUCAGUGUUGUUAGCAGCUCCAAGUGUUUCUUUGUGUAUUGAAAGUGAUGUUUUUUUUUGUUUUGUUUUUACCUUUGAAUGUGACAAUGAUGGGCUGUUUAAACUGAGCCUAUAUUUUUAUGCUUUAUUAGCUGUGCGUACCUGUUACUCAAGACAAUCAAAUAUACAUACUGUCGCACUGUGUGUCCUCAGAGAUGAAUCCUCUCCUUAUAGGAUUUUCUACUUUAACCAUCAUAUUUCUGAUGUGGUGUAAUAUAUUAUGUAUUAAGGUUGAUUCAUGUGCAUGUUUUCACUCACGCCUUAAAAAUUAGCUUCAUAUCUUUAUUUUCACUUCAUGUUGUCGCCGCACGUGGUCUGUUUAUAUACUGCUGCUGUAAUGAUUUAAAUAGUAUUUCAUAUAUUUAAGCAUAUUUCAUAUGCUUGCCUGUGCUUGCAUCUCCUGUACAUUCCUAUUUGAAGAAUGAUUAGCUUAGAUUUGGAAGCAUUUCACAUUGCUGUUUCACUCGAUCAUUAUGAAUGUUGAUUAUAAUCUCCGAAUGACAUUUUGAUGGUGUUCUUACAUUUUUAACAUGUCACUUUUAAAAUUUGUAUCUGGGCAAUUACAAGCAAGCAUGCUAUUAAAUGUAGAAUAUGUUUAUUAAGCUGCUGGUAACAUUUGAUAUGCGGUGCAGAGCUUUGUAAGCUUUCCCCAAAUUUUGGACUGUGUACAAUAAAAAGAGGUAUAUUGUA